Electrophorus electricus (electric eel) is the source of this 976-nucleotide messenger RNA. RefSeq names its product A kinase (PRKA) interacting protein 1 (gene akip1). Gene Ontology annotation, cellular component: nucleoplasm. Lineage: Eukaryota; Metazoa; Chordata; Actinopteri; Gymnotiformes; Gymnotidae. The record is from RefSeq and is a predicted model, not a curated record. Gene Ontology annotation, biological process: regulation of non-canonical NF-kappaB signal transduction.
UCGUACCCCGUUUGUGAACCUGUCACGUGAAGCAUGGACUCUGCAAGCGGGCGGCCAGCCUCGUCCAUGUCAAAGCCUGCGCUGGAGUCUUCACUUCACCGCUCGUCUCAACUCGGGCGGGAGGUGUUAGAAAGAGCCAGAAGACGGUCCGCACGCUGGUCAAACCCUUCUGAUGGCGGGAGGAAGCACUGCGAGAUUCAGGAAGACCCUGCUGUCCAUGCGAGACUGGACCGUGCUUUUACCAAAAUAGUGGCGUGCAUGGCAGAAACUACCAUUCAGUGCCAGAUGUUUCACAGCCGCGACACAGGACCAGAGCCCAGUGAGCGAGAGCAAACCCACGUGUGUCGCUUCCACUCUCAGCAGCUGGUCCGGAUGUCAAGCCGACCUCAGGCCGGUGCCGUACCGAGCAAGCACGUUCGCUUUACAGGGGUGUCUGAGCCAGAGGACUUCUUGAUUGAAGUGUCUCCGGGGACUUAUGCCAUCACGGCAGCCUCACAAGACGCUGGACCACAGACCAAAGUGGUUCGCAUCAAUGCAGGAGAGAGCACACGACUCACCUUUAACCUCUGACCCUGUCAGGGUUUGGCACGGUGUCUUUCCAAUUCCAGUGGCAGGGACAGAGAAUUAGCGCAUCUUUAUGACUCACUCUGUUUGCACAAACAUUGGCAGAAAGUUGAAGCCAACUGUGUGUAGUUCUUUUGGUGCACUCCUUAGAUGUUCCUUAAUGUAUUUUUUAGGUACAUCUGAUAAUACUCAGGAUAUAUUUUAGUCAGCAUUUUAAAAAGCUACAUCAAAUAUAAUGAUUCAUGGGGAGCAGAAAAUUUGUGUGUAAUGCCUUUAUGUGAUUGCAUCUGCUGCAUAUAUUUUUAUAUUUAUAGAGUUGAAAUUUUAUUUUUUAAUAACAUUUUUAUAACAUUAUUUUUAUAUCACAGUAAUGUUUGCUGAAUAAACUGCACAAUACAUCAGUUUCACAGUA